AUGAGAACCGGGCUGGUGGCAUCGCCGGUGCCGACCGAGCUCGGGCUGGUCAAUUUUAGAGAGCCCGCAUUGGGGCUGGCAAAUCUUCUUGUGAGAUGCGACAAGGAUCUCGGCGGGUUCAGCACCGCCGACCUGUCGGUCGUUGAAUCUGAUAGUACUAGUAAUCAUGCGUUCGGGAGGUUCAAGGGAGAUUUGAGUUUAGACCUUCCGGCAGACAGACCCGAUAUCAUUCGGUUAGGAUAUGCCAUGUUCCGGACCAAAGACAUUGAACCGAAACUGUUCGGCCUGGCGUCCUCGGAGUACUGGAACUGGGAACCAUAUAACCAGAUGGUAUUACGAGUACGAGGAGACCGUCGUAAAUAUUUCAUUAACGUGCAAGCCGAAUCUGCGUACCCCACUGAUCUAUAUCAACACCGACUGUUUCUCAAGACUCCCGGCCAGUGGGAAGAAGUGACGGUCCCACUGGGAAACUUCAUCCUCACCAACGGAGGAAUCAUCCAACAACAACAGGCCAUGGAACUGUCACAAGUCAAGUCCGUCGGCAUUGGUCUCAUCGACCGCCAGUACGGCCCGUACCAACUCGACAUCGACUGGAUCAAGGUGGUCACCGGCGACGGUCCCCUCAAACCGGCCAAACCCACCAAACCGUCGUCCGCCGACCUCACUCCCGGCAAACGACUCUCUAUCGACGACUAA
Messenger RNA from Sugiyamaella lignohabitans, 696 nucleotides. RefSeq lists its product as uncharacterized. Bases 1 to 696 code for a protein of 231 amino acids. Gene Ontology annotation, biological process: mitochondrial respiratory chain complex I assembly; mitochondrial electron transport, NADH to ubiquinone. The record is from RefSeq and is a predicted model, not a curated record. Lineage: Eukaryota; Fungi; Ascomycota; Dipodascomycetes; Dipodascales; Trichomonascaceae. The transcript has a single exon. Gene Ontology annotation, cellular component: mitochondrion.